Pan troglodytes (chimpanzee) is the source of this 8189-nucleotide messenger RNA. RefSeq names its product EMAP like 4 (gene EML4). Bases 3209 to 5851 code for a protein of 880 amino acids. Lineage: Eukaryota; Metazoa; Chordata; Mammalia; Primates; Hominidae. Gene Ontology annotation, cellular component: mitotic spindle. Gene Ontology annotation, molecular function: microtubule binding. The transcript has 23 exons. Gene Ontology annotation, biological process: microtubule cytoskeleton organization. The record is from RefSeq and is a predicted model, not a curated record.
GCGGCUGCUGCCUGGGAGGGAGGCCGGGCAGGCGGCUGAGCGGCGCGGCUCUCAACCUGACGGGGAAGUGGUUCGGGCGGCCGCGGCUUACUACCCCAGGGCGAACGGACGGACGACGGAGGCGGGAGCCGGUAGCCGAGCCGGGCGACCUAGAGAGCGAGCGGGUCAGGCUCAGCGUCGGCCACUCUGUCGGUCCGCUGAAUGAAGUGCCCGCCCCUCUGAGCCCGGAGCCCGGCGCUUUCCCCGCAAGAUGGACGGUUUCGCCGGCAGUCUCGAUGAUAGUAUUUCUGCUGCAAGUACUUCUGAUGUUCAAGAUCGCCUGUCAGCUCUUGAGUCACGAGUUCAGCAACAAGAAGAUGAAAUCACUGUGCUAAAGGCGGCUUUGGCUGAUGUUUUGAGGCGUCUUGCAAUCUCUGAAGAUCAUGUGGCCUCAGUGAAAAAAUCAGUCUCAAGUAAAGGCCAACCAAGCCCUCGAGCAGCUAUUCCCAUGUCCUGUAUAACCAAUGGAAGUGGUGCAAACAGAAAACCAAGUCAUACCAGUGCUGUCUCAAUUGCAGGAAAAGAAACUCUUUCAUCUGCUGCUAAAAGGCUGGAGUGCAAUGGCGCAAUCUCGGCUCACCGCAACCUGCACCUCCCGUGUUCAAGAGAUUCUCCUGCUGCAGAACCCGGAGUAGCUGGGAUUACAGGCAUGCGCUACCACACCCAGCUAAUUUUGUAUUUUUAGUAGAAACAGGGUUUCUCCAUGUUGGUGAGGCUGGUCUCAAACUCCCAACCUCAGGUCAUCCGCCCGCCUUAACCUCCCAAAGUGGUGGGAUUACAGGUGUGAGCCACUGUGACUGGCCAAAAUUGUAUUUCUUAGCACCUGCUUUUAAAAAAAUUGAACACAAAGUAGAUCGUCAAGGGCCAGUCUGAAGUCAGAAGUUAUCAGAAGUGCAUCAGGUUAAGAAAUGUCACUUGACAUUAAAAUAUCUAUAACAUUUUAAACUAUUAUAAUGUGAUAAAUUGUAUAUACUAUGUACAUUUAUUUAAAAAGUUCUUGAACAAGCUUUCUUGUUGAUUAUAAUCGAAUUACAAAAUGUCCUUUGAUUAAGAAAGACAUUUAGGACCGGGUGCAGUGGCUCACGCCUGUAAUCCCAGCACUUUGGGAGGCUGAGGCAGGCGAAUCAGCUGAGGUCAGGAGUUUGAGACCAGUCUGGCCAACAUGGUGUAACCCCAUCUCUACUAAAAAUGUAAAAAUUAGCUGGGUGUGGUGGCGGGCGCCUGUAAUCUCAGCUGCUGGGGAAGCUGAGGUGGGAGAAUUGCUUGAACCUUGGGGAUGGAGGUUGCAGUGAGCCAAGAUCAUACCACUGCACUCCAGCCUAGAUGACAGAGCAAGACUUCAUCUGAAAAAAAAAAGGGGGGGGGAGGGGGGCGGCGGAGAAAAGAAAUAGGCAUUUAGUAGUUUCCUACCUUUUCAUCACUGGAAUUCAAGUCUUGAUUCCAUCAGCUUUAUAAUAUUGUCAAGAGUGUUUUCAGUAUAAGUAUGCUUAUCCAGUCUGGUUAGGAAUAGCAGGUGGUUUAUUAACCAAGAGUCAAAGUACAGAAUCAAAAGAAUUUAUACUUAAAUAUCUGAAAUAUUUUAACAUAAGAUAUAUUCACCUGUAUUCAUUCAUCAGUUUUUAAAUGAAAGACCAAACCUACCGUCUAAGUAUAUAUCUCUGAUCAAAUUCCUUGUUGACUGUCCUUCAUAAAAUAUAUCCAUAAAUAACUUUCUAAAAUUUUUAGUUUGAUUUCUCAGCAAUGAAAUGAGUAAGAAAUUUAAAACUCUAGCAGAAGAGUAUGUUAGAACCCAUCUCUCUUUCUAUGAUUUUGUUUCUUUUUUUUUUUUGAGACGGAGUCUCGCUCUGUCACCCAGGCUGGAGUGCAGUGGCGCAAUCUCGGCUCACUGCAAGCUCCGCCUCCUGGGUUCACACCAUUCUCCUGCCUCAACCUCCCAAGUAGCUGGGGCUACAGGCGCCCACCACCACGCCCAGCUAAUUUUUUGUAUUUGUUAGUAGAGACGGGAUUUCACCGUGUUAGGCAGGAUGGUCUUGAUCUCCUAACCUCGUGAUCCACCCACCUCGGCCUCCCAGAGUGCUGGGAUUACAGGCGUGAGCCACUGUGCCUGGCCAAUUUUUUUUUUUUUUUAAAGAGACAGAGUCUCACUUUGUUGCCCAGGCUGGUCUUGAACUCCUGGGCUCAAGUAAUCCUCCUGCCUUGGCCUCGCAAAGUACUGGGAUUACAGGUGUGAGCCACCACACCCGGGCUCUGUGAUUUGUUUGUUUUUUGAGAUGGAGUCUCGCACUGUCAUCCAGGCUGGAGUGCAAUGGUGCAAUCUCCGCUCACUGCAACCUCCGCCUCCCUGGCUCAAGUGAUUCUCCUGCCUCAGCCUCCCGAGUAGCUGGGAUUACAGGCACAUGCCACUGCGCCAAGCUAAUUUUUGUAUUUUUAGUAGAAACGGGGUUUCACCAUGUUGCCUGGGCUGGUCUUGAAUUCCUGACGUCAGGUGAUACUUGCCUCGGCCUCCCAAAGUGCUUGGAUUACAGGCGUGAGCCAGUGCGCCCAGCCGCCUCUGUGAUUUUUUAAAUUGUGUCACUCACACUGAAUUUAACAGCAAUUUUUUUUGAUAACUCAUUUUUUUUGUAGUCUUUCCAGAACAUUAAACUUAGUUUUCAUAGAAAUUGCAGUUCUCUCUGUAUUUAAUUAACUUACAUAAUUAAAAUAACAACUGGCAUAAACAGACUUGGGGAAAACUUAAACUCUUGGUAAGUUUAAGACUCAAUUGAGUGGAGUAGAAGUAUACAGAAAAAAAACAGGAAUUGGAGAAUAACCUAUUAAACAUGAAUAUUUAGUGUUCUUUUAGCAUCAGUCGGUAUGCUUUACACAGAUAGUCCUCUGAUUUGGGUAACUUGAGGUCAGUUAAGAGACCUUCGUUUGUCCCCCAAAAUCUGCCAAGAUGGCAAAGUUUAUUAGAGACCAUUUCUGUCUAAAGGGGCAAUCUUCAUGGGAUAUAUCGCCUUAGAAUUUUUAUAAAUUCUUUACUGAAGAUGUUAAUAGCUUCUGGAAUUUUCAAAGAAAUAUUGUCCUUAUUGAAUGAAAACAGUGCAAAUUGUAUUAGCUGUAUGACUUAGGGUUUUGAAUUAUAUAAUAAUCACUUCUCUAUCGUUUGAUUUUUUUUUCAUUUGUUUAAAUGUGUAUUGUUCCAUGUUAUACUUUAUUUUACAGUGGUACAGAAAAAAAGAAAGAAAAACCACAAGGACAGAGAGAAAAAAAAGAGGAAUCUCAUUCUAAUGAUCAAAGUCCACAAAUUCGAGCAUCACCUUCUCCCCAGCCCUCUUCACAACCUCUCCAAAUACACAGACAAACUCCAGAAAGCAAGAAUGCUACUCCCACCAAAAGCAUAAAACGACCAUCACCAGCUGAAAAGUCACAUAAUUCUUGGGAAAAUUCAGAUGAUAGCCGUAAUAAAUUGUCGAAAAUACCUUCAACACCCAAAUUAAUACCAAAAGUUACCAAAACAGCAGACAAGCAUAAAGAUGUCAUCAUCAACCAAGAAGGAGAAUAUAUUAAAAUGUUUAUGCGCGGUCGGCCAAUUACCAUGUUCAUUCCUUCCGAUGUUGACAACUAUGAUGACAUCAGAACGGAACUGCCUCCUGAGAAGCUCAAACUGGAGUGGGCAUAUGGUUAUCGAGGAAAGGACUGUAGAGCUAAUGUUUACCUUCUUCCGACCGGGGAAAUAGUUUAUUUCAUUGCAUCAGUAGUAGUACUAUUUAAUUAUGAGGAGAGAACUCAACGACACUACCUGGGUCAUACAGACUGUGUGAAAUGCCUUGCUAUACAUCCUGACAAAAUUAGGAUUGCAACUGGACAGAUAGCUGGCGUGGAUAAAGAUGGAAGGCCUCUACAACCCCACGUCAGAGUGUGGGAUUCUGUUACUCUAUCCACACUGCAGAUUAUUGGACUUGGCACUUUUGAACGUGGAGUAGGAUGCCUGGAUUUUUCAAAAGCAGAUUCAGGUGUUCAUUUAUGUGUUAUUGAUGACUCCAAUGAGCAUAUGCUUACUGUAUGGGACUGGCAGAAGAAAGCAAAAGGAGCAGAAAUAAAGACAACAAAUGAAGUUGUUUUGGCUGUGGAGUUUCACCCAACAGAUGCAAAUACCAUAAUUACAUGCGGUAAAUCUCAUAUUUUCUUCUGGACCUGGAGCGGCAAUUCACUAACAAGAAAACAGGGAAUUUUUGGGAAAUAUGAAAAGCCAAAAUUUGUGCAGUGUUUAGCAUUCUUGGGGAAUGGAGAUGUUCUUACUGGAGACUCAGGUGGAGUCAUGCUUAUAUGGAGCAAAACUACUGUAGAGCCCACACCUGGGAAAGGACCUAAAGGUGUAUAUCAAAUCAGCAAACAAAUCAAAGCUCAUGAUGGCAGUGUGUUCACACUUUGUCAGAUGAGAAAUGGGAUGUUAUUAACUGGAGGAGGGAAAGACAGAAAAAUAAUUCUGUGGGAUCAUGAUCUGAAUCCUGAAAGAGAAAUAGAGGUUCCUGAUCAGUAUGGCACAAUCAGAGCUGUAGCAGAAGGAAAGGCAGAUCAAUUUUUAGUAGGCACAUCACGAAACUUUAUUUUACGAGGAACAUUUAAUGAUGGCUUCCAAAUAGAAGUACAGGGUCAUACAGAUGAGCUUUGGGGUCUUGCCACACAUCCCUUCAAAGAUUUGCUCUUGACAUGUGCUCAGGACAGGCAGGUUUGCCUGUGGAACUCAAUGGAACACAGGCUGGAAUGGACCAGGCUGGUAGAUGAACCAGGACACUGUGCAGAUUUUCAUCCAAGUGGCACAGUGGUGGCCAUAGGAACGCACUCAGGCAGGUGGUUUGUUCUGGAUGCAGAAACCAGAGAUCUAGUUUCUAUCCACACAGACGGGAAUGAACAGCUCUCUGUGAUGCGCUACUCAAUAGAUGGUACCUUCCUGGCUGUAGGAUCUCAUGACAACUUUAUUUACCUCUAUGUAGUCUCUGAAAAUGGAAGAAAAUAUAGCAGAUAUGGAAGGUGCACUGGACAUUCCAGCUACAUCACACACCUUGACUGGUCCCCAGACAACAAGUAUAUAAUGUCUAACUCGGGAGACUAUGAAAUAUUGUACUGGGACAUUCCAAAUGGCUGCAAACUAAUCAGGAAUCGAUCGGAUUGUAAGGACAUUGAUUGGACGACAUAUACCUGUGUGCUAGGAUUUCAAGUAUUUGGUGUCUGGCCAGAAGGAUCUGAUGGGACAGAUAUCAAUGCACUGGUGCGAUCCCACAAUAGAAAGGUGAUAGCUGUUGCCGAUGACUUUUGUAAAGUCCAUCUGUUUCAGUAUCCCUGCUCCAAAGCAAAGGCUCCCAGUCACAAGUACAGUGCCCACAGCAGCCAUGUCACCAAUGUCAGUUUUACUCACAAUGACAGUCACCUGAUAUCAACUGGUGGAAAAGACAUGAGCAUCAUUCAGUGGAAACUUGUGGAAAAGUUAUCUUUGCCUCAGAAUGAGACUGUAGCGGAUACUACUCUAACCAAAGCCCCCGUCUCUUCCACUGAAAGUGUCAUCCAAUCUAAUACUCCCACACCGCCUCCUUCUCAGCCCUUAAAUGAGACAGCUGAAGAGGAAAGUAGAAUAAGCAGUUCUCCCACACUUCUGGAGAACAGCCUGGAACAAACUGUGGAGCCAAGUGAAGACCACAGCGAGGAGGAGAGUGAAGGGGGCAGCGGAGACCUUGGUGAGCCUCUGUAUGAAGAGCCAUGCAACGAGAUAAGCAAGGAGCAGGCCAAAGCCACCCUUCUGGAGGACCAGCAAGACCCUUCGCCCUCGUCCUAACACCCUGGCUUCAGUGCAACUCUUUUCCUUCAGCUGCAUGUGAUUUUGUGAUAAAGUUCAGGUAACAGGAUGGGCAGUGAUGGAGAAUCACUGUUGAUUGAGAUUUUGGUUUCCAUGUGAUUUGUUUUCUUCAAUAGUCUUAUUUUCAGUCUCUCAAAUGCAGCCAACUUUAAAGUUUUAGUUUGGUGUUUAUUGAAAAUUAACCAAACUUAAUACUAGGAGAAGACUGAAACAUUAAUGAUGUCUCACAAAUUACUGUGUACCUAAGUGGUGUGAUGUAAAUACUGGAAACAAAAACAGCAGUUGCAUUGAUUUUGAAAACAAACCCCCUUGUUAUCUGAACAUGUUUUCUUCAGGAACAGCCAGAGGUAUCACAAACACUGUUACUCAUCUACUGGCUCAGACUGUACUACUUUUUUUUUUUUUUCCUGAAAAAGAAACCAGAAAAAAAUGUACUCUUACUGAGAUACCCUCUCACCCCAAAUGUGUAAUGGAAAACUUUUAAUUAAGAAAAACUUCAGUUUUGCCAAGUGCAAUGGUGUUGCCUUCUUUAAAAAAUGCCGUUUUCUUACACUACCAGUGGAUGUCCAGACAUGCUCUUAGUCUACUAGAGAGGUGCUGCCUUUUCUAAGUCAUAAUGAGGAACAGUCCCUUAAUUUCUUGUGUGCAACUCUGUUUUAUCCUAGAACUAAGAGAGCAUUGGUUUGUUAAAGAGCUUUCAAUGUAUAUUAAAACCUUCAAUACUCAGAAAUGAUGGAUUCCUCCAAGGAGUCCUUUACUAGCCUAAAAACAUUCUCAAAUGUUUGAGAUUCAAGUGAAUGGAAGGAAAACCACAUGCCUUUAAAACUAAACUGUAAAAAUUACCUGGCUAAUUUCAGCUAAGCCUUCAUCAUAAUUUGUUCCCUCAGUAAUAGGAGAAAUAUAAAUACAGUAAGUUUAGAUUAUUGAAUUGGUGCUUGAAAUUUAUUGGUUUUGUUGUAAUUUUAUACAGAUUAUAUGAGGGAUAAGAUACUCAUCAAAUUGCAAAUUCUUUUUUUUACAGAAGUGUGGAUAACAGUCACAGCAGUUUUUUUUACCAACAGCAUACUUAACAGACUUGCUGUGUAGCAGUUUUUUUCUGGUGGAGUUGCUGUAAGUCUUGUAAGUCUAAUGUGGCUAUCCUACUCUUUUGGGCAAUGCAUGUAUUAUGCAUUGGAAAGGUAUUUUUUUUAAGUUCUGUUGGCUAGCUAUGGUUUUCAGUACAUUUCCUACUUUAAGAGUAAUUACUGACAAAUAUGUAUUUCCUGUAUGUUUAUACUUUGAUUAUAAAAAAGUAUUUUGUUUUGAUUUUUUAACUUGCUGCAUUGUUUUGAUACUUUUUAUUUUUUUGGUCAAAUCAUGUUUAGAAACUUUGGAUGAGUUAAGAAGUCUUAAGUAUGCAGGCGUUUACGUGAUUGUGCCAUUCCAAAGUGCAUCAGAACUGUCAUUCCCUUCUAAUAUCUUCUCAGGAGUAAUACAAAUCAGGUAUUUCAUCAUCAUUUGGUAAUAUGAAAACUCCAGUGAACUCCCAAGGACAUUUACAACAUUUAUAUUCACACGCUGUAUGGAAGGGUGUGGGUGUGUGUGAAGGGGCGAGUGGAGACACUGUGUGUAUCUCUAGAUAAGAAGAUAUGCACCACGUUGAAAAUACUCAGUGUAGAUCUCUAUGUGUAUAGGUAUCUGUAUAUCUUUCCUUUUGUUUACAACUGUUAAAAAACCUCAAAAUAGUUCUCUUCAAAAGAAGAGAGAUUCCAAGCAACCCAUCUUUCUUCAGUAUGUUCUGUACAUACUUAUCGGAGCGCGCCAGUAAGUAUCAGGCAUAUAUAUCUGUCUGUUAGCAGUGAUUAUUACAUCAUCAGAUCAGCAUGUGCUAUACUCCCUGCAAGAAAUAUACUGACAUGAACAGGCAGUUCUUGGAGAAGAAAGAGCAUUUCUUUAAGUACCUGGGGAAUACAGCUCUCGGUGAUCAGCAGGGAGUUUAUUUGAGGACAUCAGUCACCUUUGGGGUUGCCAUGUACAAUGAGAUUUAUAAUCAUGAUACUCUUCGGUGGUAGUUUCAAAAGACACUACUAAUACGCAGGAAGCGUUCCAGCUAUUUAAUGCUGGCAACUACUGUUUAAUGGUCAGUUAAAUCUGUGAUAAUGGUUGGAAGUGGGUGGGGUUAUGAAAUUGUAGAUGUUUUUAGAAAAACUUGUGAAUGAAAAUGAAUCCAAGUGUUUCAUGUGAAGAUGUUGAGCCAUUGCUAUCAUGCAUUCCUGUCUCAUGGCAGAAAAUUUUGAAGAUUAAAAAAUAAAAUAAUCAAAAUGUUUCCUCUUUCUAA